GUGGCGGGGGCUCGGCGUUCGUGGCGGGGGCGCGGCGAUCGUGACGGGGGCGUGGCGAGCGCGUUGGCACCAGCGGCUCCCGGAGUCUCAGGUUCCAGGAUGGCAUCCUCGUCAGCCUCUGACUGUGAUGCACACCCCGUGGAGCGUGAGUCCAUGAGGAAGGUGUCUCAAGAUGGAGUCCAUCAGGAUAUGAGCAAGACUGGGCCUCGCCUCCCAGGGGAAUCAGCCAUCACUGACAAGGAAGUCAUCUACAUUUGUCCCUUCAGCGGCCCCGUCAAGGGACGACUUUACAUCACCAAUUACCGUCUCUACCUGAGAAGUCUGGAGACGGACUUGGCUCCGAUUCUUGACGUCCCCCUAGGCGUGAUAUCGAGAAUAGAGAAAAUGGGAGGCGUGACGAGUCGGGGAGAGAAUUCCUACGGCCUUGAUAUCACCUGCAAAGACCUGAGGAACCUGAGGUUCGCUCUGAAGCAGGAAGGACACAGCAGGAGGGACAUCUUUGACGUCCUCACCAGACACGCCUUCCCCCUGGCUUACAACCUGCCGUUGUUUGCAUUCGUGAACGAGGAGAAGUUUAAAGUGGAUGGAUGGGCGAUUUACAACCCGGUUGAAGAGUACAGAAGGCAGGGCCUCCCCGAUCACCAUUGGCGGAUAAGUUUCAUCAAUCAGCGCUACGAGCUCUGUGACACCUACCCCGCCCUCCUGGUCGUCCCCUACCGUGCGUCCGAUGAUGACCUCAGAAGAGUUGCAACCUUUAGGUCCAGAAACCGGAUUCCCGUGCUGUCGUGGAUCCACCCAGAGAACAGGGCGGCGAUCAUGCGGUGCAGUCAGCCUCUGGUCGGUGUGGGCGGAAAGAGAAGCAGAGAUGACGAGAGAUACCUGGACAUCAUCCGGGAAACCAAUAAGCAGACCUCGAAGCUCACAAUUUACGACGCACGACCCGGAGUCAAUGCGGUGGCCAACAAGGCGACCGGAGGCGGCUACGAGGGCGAGGACGCGUACCCACACGCGGAGCUCUCCUUCCUGGACAUCCACAACAUCCACGUGAUGCGGGAAUCCUUACGGAGGGUGAGGGACAUCGUGUACCCCCACGUGGAGGAAGCUCAUUGGCUGUCCAGCUUGGAGUCCACCCAUUGGUUAGAGCACAUCAAGCUUCUCCUCACUGGUGCCAUCCGGGUCGCAGACAAGGUGGCAUCGGGGCUGAGUUCAGUGCUCGUGCACUGCAGUGACGGCUGGGACCGGACGGCUCAACUGACCACGCUGGCCAUGCUGAUGCUCGAUGGCUUCUACCGCAGCAUCGAGGGCUUUGAGAUCCUGGUGCAGAAGGAGUGGAUCAGCUUCGGACACAAGUUUGCAUCUAGAAUUGGCCAUGGUGACAAGAACCACGCGGACGCCGACCGCUCCCCGAUUUUCCUGCAGUUCAUCGACUGCGUGUGGCAGAUGACGAAGCAGUUCCCCACAGCUUUCGAGUUCAACGAGUGCUUCCUGGUUGCCAUCUUGGAUCACCUGUACAGCUGCCGGUUCGGGACUUUCUUACUAAACUGUGAGGCGGCACGGGAGAGGCAGAGACUCGCAGAAAGGACGGUGUCUGUGUGGUCGCUGAUCAACAGCAACAAAGACGAAUUCACAAACCCGUUCUACGCAAGGGAGAGCAACCGCGUGAUCUACCCGGUCACCAGCGUGCGCCACCUGGAACUGUGGGUGAAUUACUACAUCCGGUGGAACCCCAGGAUCCGGCAGCAGCAGCCCCACCCCAUGGAGCAGCGAUAUAAUGAGCUCCUGGCCCUGCGUGACGAUUACAUCAAGAAGCUCGAGGAGCUGCAGCUGGCCACACCCACCAAGCUCACUGACUCCUCCACCCCGCCUUCCGGUUCCACACAGAUAGCUCCCCGCAUGCAAACUCACUUCUGAGGGGGUUCCGGGCCCCAAACCCUGAAUAAGUGACGUCACCAAUUUCCGUCCUGUGUGCUUGUGCAAAGGGGAUAUAAAGUCUCCGCCUCUGUGUAGAAGUCGAACUAACACCCUAGAACCUUGUGUGACACGUGUGAGUGCGCGCCUUGUGUGACGUGAGUGUGCGACUUGUGUGACAUGUGUGAGUGUGUACCCUGUGUGAUACAUGCAAGUGUGCGCCUUGUGUAACGUUCGUGAGUGUGCACCUCCUGUAACAUGUUUUGCAAGGAAUCUACUGCGCUUGUGUGCCAGUCGUGAGUACAGAGUAGGGGGGUCCCGGAAAAAAUCCUCACACUUUUUUACAAAGCGCUUGUGCAAAGAUUAAAAUUAAAUUAUAUCAAAAAUAAUAUAAAUUAUUAUAAUUAUAUUGCAAAGACUAAAAAGUUAAAUUUAGUUUACCUCUAUAUAAAUCCAGACAUACAUAAUAUGUACUCUGUGCGCUUAAUUGAAACGUUAUUUUAAAUCCAGAGGGGAGAUUUUUUUGUAAAAUGGAUUUUUCCUCCAGCCACUUAUUUUGCAAAGAUAUAAAAGUUAAAUUUAAUUAUACAAAUGAUUAUAUACAUUAUAUAGUUAUAUUUAAUUACAUAAAUUCUACGUA
Messenger RNA from Rattus rattus (black rat), 2548 nucleotides. RefSeq names its product myotubularin 1 (gene Mtm1). The transcript is spliced from 15 exons. Gene Ontology annotation, cellular component: plasma membrane. Lineage: Eukaryota; Metazoa; Chordata; Mammalia; Rodentia; Muridae. Gene Ontology annotation, biological process: negative regulation of autophagosome assembly; dephosphorylation; muscle cell cellular homeostasis. The record is from RefSeq and is a predicted model, not a curated record. Gene Ontology annotation, molecular function: phosphatidylinositol-3,5-bisphosphate 3-phosphatase activity. The coding region runs from base 100 to 1911 and encodes 603 amino acids.